This is a messenger RNA of Psilocybe cubensis, 2163 nucleotides long. RefSeq lists its product as uncharacterized. Lineage: Eukaryota; Fungi; Basidiomycota; Agaricomycetes; Agaricales; Agrocybaceae. The transcript has 6 exons. The record is from RefSeq and is a predicted model, not a curated record. Bases 1 to 2163 code for a protein of 720 amino acids.
AUGCACCGUUUUCAACCUACACGCGCAUCCCCUCCGAUUAGGACAUCUGCUCUCAGCACUUCCUCUCGGACAGAACCCUCUGUCGCGGUGGCACCAGAACUCCAACAUCUUUCCCCAGAAGAUAUCGACAUUCUGGAUGCCGUGAUAGAUCGCGCUGGUCCUUCCGCCACAACUUUCUUUAAGAUAUUCAAGGCGUACUCGGACGUACUAAAAGAACGUGGCCUAGACCCUCAAGAAGUCGUCUACUAUGGAAAGCUUUUGAAGCUAGGAAACCUGAAGGGCAAGGAUUGGGGGGAGAAGUGGAGAAAGGUCAAAGAUCAAGCUAGCUUGAGUCCGGGCACACCUCUACAAAGUUUCCAAUCAGAAACUGAUGUCAACCACCCCUUCCUAUCUCAGACCCAAGCUGGACUCUCUGAAAACUCCUAUGAUACACCCAUCAACGAGCGAAACCAGCCUACAUCAUGGAUUCCAGAAUCGAAACGUGAAAUCCUAUCGAGAGCUGACACUCGUAUACCCACCCGAAGACGAGGACCGACCGAUUUCUUUCCACAACCCUUCCAGGGAGAUACAAUGGAUAUGUCAAGUAUAUCAGCUGCCCGCCCACCAUCUAAGGCACUGGCCUUUGAAAUGGAUUCAACUGUCGCGUCUGAGGAUGUUGGAAAUUUAUCUCCUGUCCCUCCGUCCUACAAAUCAACAGCUCUGACGAAACCCACCUCGCGUUUAGUGCCCCCGAAGGCGUCUUCACAUUUAAACUCUAAUAUGGCGAUGUCCCGCAAUCCCAAUAUGCCAAAAGAUCAAAAGAAAUCUAUAAAUCCGGAUGAUGUGUGGAAAAAUAUCCAAAUGGAACGAGAUGAAAAGGCGGCUGAUAAAUUUCGGGAAGACAAGCUGGUUCGUCGGUAUAUAGAGAUGUGGCGACAGGGUUUGUCAUGGAUUUUGACGACUCAUAAACAAGUUGCGGAAGCCCGAGACAAGAUUGACCUAAAGACGUAUAUGCAACGCUGGCAAAAUCGCGUGAAUAUACGGAUAGUAGCUGAGAACGAAUUGGUCAAUCAGUUCCAAAGACGCAAUCUCAAAAAAUUCUUCAAAAUAUGGCAGGCACGACUGAGGCAAAGGCGACAAGCAGCCUGGAGAAACGAUAUGCGCAAUAAAAUGAAGACUGUUAAAAUGCUCUCCGACAACAGAGUGAUGAAGGAGGCAUGGGAGAAAUGGCGACUACUUCAACUUUCUCGUCGAGCGGAUAAACAUUAUCGAUCUACUCUACUUGUGCGCCAUCACGGACGAUGGAAAGGACGAUUGAUUGUACUGGACAACUUAGAUGUGAUCGCAGACGAUUUUGCAGAACAUGUUUAUCUCAGGUCUUUGCAGCAUUUUUGGAAUGUCUGGAAGCAAGCUACCAGCUUGCGUGGAGAUCAAAGGAUCAUAACGCGUAAAGUAGAUUGCAGGGUCAUGACCACGGCUUUUGACCUAUGGAGGAAGCGCAUCGCACAAGCUAGGCUUAGCGAUAAGUUCAGAGAUGGAAUGAUAUUGAAACGGACAAUGCAGAAAUGGAAACGGACACAAACGAACCUUAAACUUCUGGAACGUCGUGCAGACAAGCAUCUCGCCAGGCAGGAUGAUCUCCUUUGCCGGGCAAUUAUCAGAAUCUGGAGAGCCCGAAUGCGUGGCAAAAAGUAUGAAGACUUCCGUUCAAGACAGGAUCUACAAAACGCAUGGAAAAAGUGGUUAGCCAAAAUCGCAAGUAAUAAUGCGCGGAUGGAUGUUGCUGUGGUCCACUUUAAUCGGACUGACAACCGUCUUGUCGGUUCUACUAUUGCUCGUUGGCGUCAAGUCCUACAGACACAUCGAAAUGCUCAUGCUUAUGCCGUCAGCUACGACAAAGAUCGCUUACGUGCUAAAAUGUUAUUACUUUGGCGCCUGCGACUACGAGAGCAAGCGCAGUCAGCCAAAGUAGCUCGAUGGGCUAAUAGAUUUUUUGCCACGAGAAGGGCGUGGAAUGUAUGGGUUCUGGCAAUGGAAGAACGGAAACGUCAGGAGCGAUUAAAACUUUGGAACUUAUCAAAGGUUGAAAAGAUUAUGAAAGGCAAGUCCGACAUAGUGAUGACCUCAGGCAACGGUUUCAUUGACGAUAUUUCCAGUUUGGCGAGAUCGAACGAGGCAGAUUAA